GCGGUCAGCGGGAUGCGUCGGGUGGUGGAAUGGGAAUUGGGUGGGGGGGAGGACACGGCUGGGCUGAUCCUUCUGCCCCCCACCCCCGCAGCAUUAAGGACUGUAAAUGGCAGGAGAAGAACAUAGUUGUGAUGGAAGAAGUCGUCAUCGCCCCCCCGUACCAGGUGGAGAACUGUAAAGGCAAAGAGGGCAGCGCGCUGGGGCACGUACGCAAAAUAGUCGAGAAACACUUUAGAGAUGUGGAAAGCCAAAAGGUAAUGCAGCGUUCACAAGCACAGCAAACACAGAAGGAGAGCGCCCUGUCGUCCUGAGGCCUGCCGGCACCGAUGUCCUCCCUGGGGAACGGGGCAGCUCGCCGAUUCCAAACCUUAGACUUUAAAAC
Meleagris gallopavo (turkey) is the source of this 382-nucleotide messenger RNA. NCBI's taxonomy places the organism in Eukaryota, Metazoa, Chordata, Aves, Galliformes, Phasianidae. The record is from RefSeq and is a predicted model, not a curated record.